This is a messenger RNA of Zingiber officinale, 1051 nucleotides long. RefSeq names its product brassinosteroid-responsive RING protein 1-like. NCBI's taxonomy places the organism in Eukaryota, Viridiplantae, Streptophyta, Magnoliopsida, Zingiberales, Zingiberaceae. Gene Ontology annotation, biological process: protein ubiquitination. Gene Ontology annotation, molecular function: ubiquitin protein ligase activity. The record is from RefSeq and is a predicted model, not a curated record. The transcript has a single exon. Bases 170 to 772 code for a protein of 200 amino acids.
UCGGCGAUGAGAGAUCUCGCUCCACCACCGCGCAGGACGCACCUUCCUCCUUCCCUUUCUGUUCCGCGUCUUCUUCUUCUUCUUCCCACCGAACCUCUGCGUGUUGUAGAUCUUCGAGGUCACUCAGUCUUCUUUGUUUUUUUUUCCUCCGUAAAUUUAGUUGGAGUUCAUGGGGGUCCCGGCCGCCUUCCACGACGCGCUGCCGCCGAAGUUCGUCUGCCAUAUCAUUUUACUCCUCGGGUACGUCCGCCGGAUCAUCUGCCGGGGCUUCGAAGCCGUCGGCCUCGGCGACCUGCUCGAGCACGACGACGCCCCCUGGCCUGAUUCCGCUCAGCUCGAGGCGCGGCGCCAGGAGUCGCCGCGGUUCUGGUCGCCGUCGGCGCUGCUGAUCCAGGAGGCGCUCCCGGUGGUGCGGUACGAGGAGAUAGCGACGGCGGCGGAGGGGAAGUACGUAGGCGGCGGAUGCGCGGUCUGCCUGUACGAGUUCGAGGCGGCGGAGGAGGUCCGGCGGUUGAGUAACUGCCGCCACGUCUUCCACCGCGGCUGCCUGGACCGGUGGCUGGAGCACGAGCAGUGCACGUGCCCGCUGUGCCGCACGCCACUGCUGCCGGAGGAGAUGCGGGGCGCGCUAGAUGGCUCAAUGUGGGCUGCCGCCGCCGCCGUCCCGGACUCGUACUACGACGACCUCGACGACUUCUACUCCUCCCCCGCUGCCUCGCAGAGCUCCACCAUGCUUCUCCUCCAUCAACAACAGCCUUUUUCUGCUUAUUAACUACAAAUUCCAGGGGUUGAAUCUGCCAAUUGUAAAUACCACACAGCAAAGGAAUCAAACCAGUAGCUAGAAUUUACAGGGGAAAACAUAAAAGAAACGAAAUAACAACAGCGAGAGAGAAUCAGAAACACUGUUUCUUUUCUUUUUUUUUUUUAUGUCUUAAUAGGAGUUUGGAAUUUGUUUUGCAGUGUGAAGAAUUUUGUUUAUUUGUGUGGCUGUAGAAAGUGUAGCAAAAGUGAUGAUAGAAAGACAUUUAUGAGGAUUUUACUUGCUCUUUAA